Anoplopoma fimbria (sablefish) is the source of this 1935-nucleotide messenger RNA. Its product is annotated as zinc finger protein 536-like. The transcript has 4 exons. Gene Ontology annotation, biological process: regulation of DNA-templated transcription. Gene Ontology annotation, cellular component: nucleus. Gene Ontology annotation, molecular function: RNA polymerase II cis-regulatory region sequence-specific DNA binding; DNA-binding transcription factor activity, RNA polymerase II-specific. The record is from RefSeq and is a predicted model, not a curated record. The coding region runs from base 1 to 1935 and encodes 644 amino acids. Lineage: Eukaryota; Metazoa; Chordata; Actinopteri; Perciformes; Anoplopomatidae.
AUGACGAAAGACAGCUUCAUUACCCCGUCCACCCACCCAAUUAGGAGCCAGAUGGCGCUUCUGGCCAAUCAAAUCAUGGAUGCAAGGAUUCUCAGCAGCAUGAACGGGAGAGCAGAGCUUUCUCAGUUCUUGAGAGUCACCAAUCAAAGCAUUGUCUCCCAGGGAAAUUCCACCCAGGAUGACAGUCGCAAGAACAGGAAGUAUCCCUGCCCUUUGUGUGGAAAGCGCUUCCGCUUCAACAGCAUCCUUUCCCUUCACAUGCGCACGCACACCGGCGAGAAGCCCUUCAAGUGCCCGUACUGCGACCACAGGGCUGCCCAGAAAGGGAACCUGAAGAUACACCUCCGUACUCACAAGCAAGGCAUUCUGGGUAAAGGCCGUGGGCGAAUUAGGGAGGAGAAUAGAUUGCUUCAUGAGCUUGAGGAAAGGGCGAUAAUAAGGGACAGGCAGACGCGAGCUGGUCAUGUGGGCCAACAGCAAACAUCCAAUAUCAACCUACUGCAAAAGCCCCAACUGCUACAGACUGUCCCAACAAAACCCCCAUUCUUAACCAUCUCUGGUGCUGCAGAGAGCCAGCCGCACACAUCCACAUCUCCUAAAGUGACUCCCAUCCAUGACGAUCCCAUCCAGCCCCAACCCACCGGCUUCCGCUGCUCGUUCUGUAAGGGAAAGUUCAGGAAGCAGCAAGAGCUUGAGCGCCACAUCAGGAUUCUACAUAAACCCUACAAAUGCACCUUGUGCGAGUUUGCGGCCUCACAGGAGGAGGAGCUCAUUGGCCACGUGGAGACAACACACAUAACCGCCGACUCUGGAUCAGGGCAGAAGCCCGCCAUGGGGUCCGGUGACAAGAAGAGGCCCGCUGGCGAAUUCCCCUGCGAGGUGUGUGGCCAGACCUUCAGCCAGGCCUGGUUCCUUAAAGGUCACAUGAGGAAACACAAGGACUCCUUUGAGCACUGCUGUCAGAUCUGCGGUCGUCGUUUCAAAGAACCCUGGUUUCUCAAGAACCACAUGAAGGUCCACCUAAAUAAACUGGCUGCCAAGCGUAAUCUCCCUGCUGAACAUGAGACCUCUGUUAACAUGGAGAACCUGACACAAGACCACCAGAACAACCUCUACUCGCAGUACAUCACCCGCAUCCACAACAGGUUCCUCACGACUGAGAGAGCCGACCAUCAAGAUUAUAACCAGCUGCUUGCCACAGCCGGCGUUGACAUGAAGGUUCGGGAGAUGUUAGGGAGGAUGAUUUCCUCAGGUCCAGGCCCUUUGACGGACGCAGAGAGCUCUUCCUUACUGGGUUUAAGUCAUCUCCACCCUCCACUAGGCUCCACUAGCAUGGACUUUCUGCAGAAGGUCAUGUCUAACAGAGAUGCACUCAACAGCAGCAGCAGCAGCAGCUACCCAGGCUGGCAGAUCAUGACACCAGGGCUGCCUGUUGAACAGCAAAUGUUCGGUCUUAAAGACCAGCAUCAGGGCUCCCCCUACCUGCCUGAGAGAUGUCUCCCUGUAGACGAUGGGAAAGUGUGUCUCGGCGACCCAGACACUAAGGCCAUCAGCAGGCCCGGUAGCCCAGGCAGCGGGAGUCGUCAUGGGCAGAUGGAGAUCAUCACGGAGACGGGGAGCUCCCACUCUGGCAGUGGCCUUGACCAUCGACCACAAUCUUCUUCUCCAGCUACAGGUGAGAAAGUCUACAGGUGUCCACUCUCCAGUGACUACACCGCUGCACAGACUGCCUCCCUUGGCUUCCAUCUGGAUCGCUACCACUUCCCCCACUGGCAAAACAGCAGGGAUCUUUCUUCUCCACUGCAGCCCACCAGCAGCAGCAGCAGCUCCAGCCCCAACCCCAACCCCAAGCUCAGACCCAGAUCCAGGGAAGACUGGAGCCCAGCCCACUAUCUUGGUCUGGAGAGCCACGGAAGUCCCAGUAUGAGCCUUUAG